This is a messenger RNA of Oncorhynchus mykiss (rainbow trout), 1650 nucleotides long. It is a transcript of the gene tmm85, whose product is annotated as Transmembrane protein 85. NCBI's taxonomy places the organism in Eukaryota, Metazoa, Chordata, Actinopteri, Salmoniformes, Salmonidae. The record is from RefSeq and is a predicted model, not a curated record.
ACGUGCAGCUGACUCAGGGAUUUUUCUGCAGAGGCAUUACAAGGAAUCCUGUCGAUUAAUGCACUUGAGCCUGUGUAGGGAUGUGAUUUGAAUGUGACUGAAGGAGUUGGAUUGUUGUUUGAUUUAUUUUGUUUUCAAUACCCGGUACAGUAGGUGGCAGCAAUACACCAAUAGGUAUAGUCUGACAUAACAUUUUAAGAAGAAGUGAGGCGCGACGUCAAUACUGAAACGUCACCAUUGUGUGCCCGGCCAUCGUAUGUCGUCGAUUUAAGCUGAAUUAACUACUUGUGAAUAAUUUGACGAAUAUUCACGUACGGUUGGCUAAUUCUGCUCGAGAGUAACAUAAAAGUAAAGUAAAGACUAGUUGGAACGUCUCUAAGUUAUACAUUGCAAUGGCGUCUCCAGGGGGACAGGGAGGAGGGGCAGUGUCUACAAGAGGAGCAGGAGCUAGGAGGAUGAAAUGGGCUCUGGAGUUGAGCUUGGGCAAUGCUAGGGGUCGUGGAGACAGACAGAGUAACCAGGGAGAUGUGAUGUACCCCAUUGGAUACUCAGACAAACCAGUCCCAGACACCAGCAUCCAGGAAACAGACAAAAACCUGGUGGAAAAGCGUUGUUGGGACGUGGCCCUGGGCCCUCUGAAGCAGAUUCCCAUGAACCUUUUCAUCAUGUACAUGUCUGGGAACACCAUCUCAAUCUUCCCUAUCAUGAUGGUCUGUAUGAUGGCCUGGAGGCCCAUCCAGGCUCUCAUGUCCAUGUCUGCCACAUUCAAGCUGUUGGAGAACUCUAACCAGCAGUGGCUCCAGGGGCUUGUCUAUUCUGUAGGGAACCUGUUGGGCUCGGCAUUGGCUAUCUACAAGUGUCAGUCAAUGGGUCUUCUCCCAACUCACUCCUCUGAUUGGCUCGCUUUCAUAGAACCGCCUCAGAGGAUGGAGAUCAUGGGUGGAGGGAUGGUAUUGUGAAGAGGACAGAAGACGCACACAUACUGAAAUAUGCUGAACUGUUCUGUUAAUACAUUAAAUCUCUUCCAAGUCUUUUCAAUUCUCUGGCUUUUAGGUUUUUGUGGACUCCUCAAGCUUUUUAUUUAUCUACAUUUUGUUUGUCAUUUGAGAUUAUUUGUCACAGGUUAUAAAAUGUUACAGAACACAUUCAACAUCUGAUAAUAGGAAAAUGUAAUGUUUGUAAAACCGUUCAUCAUUCUACUAAAUCCACACGGUCAAUUUAAGGUGUCACCAUAACACAUUUUUCAUUUAUCUUUGUGUCAAAUAAAAUGGUUAACUCGUUAAUUUGUUUGUUAAAUAGAAUGGUGACAGUCAUUAGAAAUGUGUGGAACUAAGUUUACUGGCAAAUGUGGAAAUGUUGUUCUGGAAUAAACACUGCAGUGAAGGAAAGGGAAAGUUGGGCACAUUGGUGAAGGCUAUGAAGAUACAUUUGAAGAGGUAUAUGUAGGUUACUUUUGCAUUGAAUCACAAAGGCAAUUCAUUAGUGUCCUGGCGAAAUCCGGAAUGUUAGUUGUUAGAAAUAUUGUUUCUUAUACAUUUUGUACAUUGCAAAGUCUUAAGUCAUUUGAAAAACAAUUCUCAUGUAUGUACACUUGCAAGUUGGAAGCUACAAAUCGACAACUUUGUAAAUAAAAUGGAUUAAGAAAACAAA